Messenger RNA from Triticum turgidum subsp. durum (durum wheat), 1878 nucleotides. Lineage: Eukaryota; Viridiplantae; Streptophyta; Magnoliopsida; Poales; Poaceae. The record is from the annotation of a GenBank genome assembly.
AUGGACUUCUCUGAAUUUCUUGUCACGCUGCUGCUGGUAUGUCUUCUCACCUAUGAAUCCUAUGUCGAAGCAGCAUCGGUGGACCAAGAUUUCUUAAGAACUUGUCCAUCUCACCGAUGCAACAAACAUGGACCCAAGAUCCGGUUCCCCUUCCGGCUUUCAACCGACCCACCAUCAUGUGGCGCCCAAGGCAUGCAGUUAUCGUGCUCCGGGGAUGACACAAUCCUGGAUCACCAUGUUCUUGGCUCCUGCAGAGUUACUGAGAUCUAUUACAGGCACCGUGUCAUCAACGUCAUCCCGCUUGUGGAACCAUCGAUGCAAUGCCCAGUUCAGAAGCUCAUCUCAACAAACUUAGCAACUGAUGUGUACAAACAACCUCAAUCAUCACAAGUUACAACCCUGGUACGUUGUUCAAGAGGUUUCACACCAGUAGAUCAAUAUAGUAUAGUAGGCCCAGCCUCUUGUCUCAGUAACAACACUAGGCAAUUCUGGUAUUUGGCAUCAGCUUCCGCAUACAUGUCUGACCUUCCACGGGACUGCAUGGCCAUUUCUAAAGGCAUCUCGAUACCCUUCACCUAUGAUAAAAGAGGGCCAAACUCAGAUGACUUCGCUUUCAACGAAAGAGGAAAUGGAGUCAUCAACUUUGGUGAAACAACAUUCACUUGGCACCUCAAUAACAUUACAGAUGUCUGCCAACAGUGUGAACAUGAAGGUCGACACUGUGGAUUCAGCUCACGAAGGCGUCAAGCAUUUUGCCAGCACCAUGGUAUACAGGUCAUCCCAAUUGCAGCAUCAUCUGUCGCUGCAUUUGUAGUUCUUUCGUUGAUGGUGACCACCGCGAUCUAUCUCUCCUUGAAGUCAAGGUACAAUGAAGAAAUAAAUAUGAAAGUUGAAAUGUUUCUCAAGGCAUAUGGCACAUCAAAACCCACAAGGUACACUUUCCCUGAAGUUAAGAAGAUAGCAAGACGGUUCAAGGAUAAACUAGGCCAGGGUGGAUUUGGAAGUGUAUACAAAGGCGAGCUACAAAAUGGAGUGCCUGUGGCAGUCAAGAUGCUAGAGAGCUCUAAAGGAGAGGGAGAGGAAUUCAUCAAUGAAGUUGCAACCAUUGGACUAAUCCACCAUGCAAAUAUUGUCCGCCUCAUGGGCUUUUGCUCUGAAGGAACAAGACGGGCGCUGAUUUAUGAAUACAUGCCUAACGAGUCACUGGAAAAAUACGUAUUCUCACAUGUUUCUAACAUUUCUCGACAACUACUAGCACCCACCAAAAUGGUAGAUAUUGCUUUAGGUGUUGCCCGAGGAAUGGAAUACCUACAUCAAGGCUGCAACCAACGCAUUCUCCACUUUGAUAUCAAGCCACACAACAUUUUGCUGGACUACAACUUCAAUCCUAAGAUUUCAGACUUUGGCCUUGCAAAACUGUGUGCAAGGGACCAAAGCAUCGUUACCUUGACUGCAGCAAGAGGCACGAUGGGAUACAUCGCACCGGAGCUAUACUCUCGGAACUUUGGAGGGGUAUCGUACAAGUCAGAUGUCUACAGUUUUGGCAUGCUGGUAUUGGAAAUGGUGAGCGGGCGGAGGAAUUCAGACCCAAGUGUUGAGAACAAGCAUGAGGUAUACCUCCCAGAGUGGAUUUACGAGAAAUUAAUCACUGAGCAGGAAUUGGUCGUUUCUUUGGAAAUGACAGCAGAAGACAAAGAAAAGAUGAGGCAGCUGACUAUCGUGGCACUGUGGUGUAUCCAAUGGAACCCGAAGAAUCGGCCAUCAAUGACAAAGGUGGUAAACAUGUUAACAUGGAGGUUGCAGAACCUGCAGAUCCCCCCUAAGCCCUAUGUGUCGUCUGAAAAUCGUCCUAUGCCACAAAACAGGACGAACGCAUGA